GUGGGAAGGCAGAAGUCCUCUAGAAGUGUCCUCUAGAAGUGUUAUCAUCCUAUUAGAUGUCACUGUGUUAUCUUCACCAGAAGGUUUCUGUGCUGGAGAGGCAGAUAUUUGAUUUCCUUGGUUAUCAGUGGGCACCAAUCCUGGCAAAUUUUGUGCACAUUAUUAUAGUCAUACUUGGCUUAUUUGGAACCAUCCAGUAUAGACCCCGCUACAUAACAGGAUAUGCUGUCUGGCUAGUCCUCUGGGUUACAUGGAAUGUGUUUGUUAUCUGCUUCUACUUGGAGGCUGGGGAUCUUUCAAAGGAAACAGAUCUCAUUCUGACCUUUAAUAUCUCAAUGCACCGCUCCUGGUGGAUGGAAAAUGGGCCAGGCUGCACAGUGACAUCAGUAACCCCAGCCCCAGAUUGGGCACCGGAAGAUCACCGCUACAUCACUGUCUCAGGGUGUUUGCUUGAAUACCAGUACAUAGAAGUGGCUCACAGUUCCUUUCAGAUCUUCCUUGCACUGGCAGGUUUCAUCUAUGCCUGUUAUGUUGUGAAAUGUAUUACUGAAGAAGAGGACAGCUUUGAUUUCAUAGGUGGAUUUGAUUCUUACGGCUAUCAAGGCCCACAGAAGACAUCUCAUUUACAGCUACAGCCCAUGUAUAUGUCAAAGUAAUUAUGGUAACUUCUGUGUGGGGGAUGAAGGACCUGGCAAAAAAUCUUGUUUCAGAAUGGCUCCCCGUGUUCUACAAAGAGCAAAAAAAGAAAGAAAGAAAGAAACUUUGUGUUAAAAACUGAGUGUACACUGAGACAAAAGACAAAGGGAGCAUUCGGCCUCUCUUUCUAACAAGUACAGACAAAGAUGCACUGGAUACCCCUAUCUUGGAUUUCCUGAAUACACAGACCUAACUGCCAGGCUUUUGGAAGGUUCAACAAGAGAAGCAUUGGUGCCAUCUUCUGGCCAUUACCCUACCUUUACCACCUUCAUCCCUGCCUAGCUGAAUUAUGAAAUGAACUUGUCCAGUUCAGUUCUUUCUGAGACCCUUUCAAACUCCUAGUAGCAUCAAAUCUCCUUAGUCAAUAUAAUACUAAAAAUACCAUGAUGACCUUGUAACAGAAGUCAAUAGACAGCAAGCUGUUUGCCCUAAAGGCUGUACAGUACAUACUUGCCUUAACCCAACUAAGUUGCACAUCAGAGAAACUCAGUGCAGGCUUUCUGAAGUAACUUCCUUUAGGCUCAACAUGCUGCUGUUAAUUCUGAAAGAUUUCUAAGUCAGUGAGUUUCUUUUCUUUUCUUUUCCGUGUCAGGGAAUAAAACUCUGUUGCACACAAGCUUCAGAGUGACUGAGUAAGAAAACUGCCAGCUGUCAGAGAAGUGCUUUACUAUUGAGCCUCCACAGUGGUCAAGAAAACACUUUAUAACGGUGAAAAAAGAGAGCUCUUUUGGGGGCUGGGGUUUGGGAAAGGGAUAAAGGGAAUCUCUCAAUAAACUAAUAAGUGAACCUACUGGAAAUAAGCAGAAGAAACAGUGCUUCUUACCCCACUGUUUGUAUUUAUCGCACUGUAGGUGCUUUUAUAACUAACUGAAAAUAUGUCUUUUACUAAUGACAGAGACAUCUUCAGAUUUCUAUCAACAGAGGCCAACUGAAUAUGUAUUAACUAUGUUUACUCUUUUAUAUCUAAUUUCAACUGAAAAAUCCUAUGUAAGUGAGCAUUUUUUUCUAACUGCACCAUAGGGAUCUAUCGAUAUAUUUUUUUUGUUUCGAUUGGGGUAGGGGGGGAGGGUCUAGCUGCGUUGGUGAAAUAUUGGAGAUCUUUUUGUGGUAUAUUUGGGGGAUCUGUUGUGUGUUAGAAUGUGUAUUUUAUCUUCCUGUAUUACUGUGGCUGAAACAAAAACUGUGCUGUUAUGUAGUCGGCAACAAGAUGCCUUUGGGAAUUUUACUAGUAGGUCAAUGUGUAUAUGAAAUACUCUGAAAUCCUAGAAAGUUUGUUCUGUUCUGAAUUUGAUCUGUAUUUUCAAGCACUUAGAUGGCUUUCAUUAGGAAAAAAAAUAUUUUGCUCAGGCUUUUCAGGAACUUGGAUUGUCAUUGUUUCUUUCUUCAACACCUGCAUCAACAAAUGCACACACCUGCCACACGCAACUGAGAACCACGUGUACCUGAGAGCACGAGUGAAGUCUGGUGCUUGGAAAAGCUCAAGGCAUCACCUGGUGACUCGUUCCCUAGCUCCCCGUGACUUCCAAGUUACAUUAACCUAUGUGCUAAGUUUACUUACCCAUUUUUUAUAGAAAUCGAUACCCUUUGCUGUGUUUGCAUGGAUGUACUGUAAUGUGUCACAUACAAUAACUCUGUAUAAUGACAGAGAAGCAGGCAUUCACCACUGAAAAUACAAUGCAAGACAGGUUCAGGAAAUAUACAUAGAUUUAUUCAGUUAUAAAUGUGUGUGUACGUGUUUGUGCAUGCACGUGUGUAUAUGUGUGUACACAUCUGUAUGUAUGCAUGAUACACACACAUGUAUAGAAGAAAACAGCACACUGGAGUGGAUUGGACAAGAAGCCAGGAAUUUGAGUUCUAAUCAGUAGUAUAAUUAGCAAUGGGCAAGGAAGGCAUGAACCCUGGAUGCUUAACUAAGCAGGAACUCUGGAACAGAGGCAGGGGACCCAAGACUUUGGCAGCUGUGGCCCACAGCAGCAUGGAGCAGUGGAUGUAGGUUCAUGAGAGGUAGUGGAGGGACAGAAGAGGGAGUCUGCCACUGAAUUUGGCAUUUUAUAGUGUUGCUUAGCAUGGCAUUUAGCAGCACCCUCCAACCCUCUGCUUGUACCCCCAAGCUGUUGUGUUAUGAUCACUAACUCCCACUCCACGCCAAUGUAGACCGUGGCUUCUGAAGCCUCCCUGCCUCUGUUCCAGAGCUGCUCCUGCCUCACAGUCAAGCCUCUGCUCCCCAGGGUGACAAAAAUACUAGUCAUUCCUCUGAUUCUAAUCCUAGGUCCUGUCACUGACUUUCUCUGUGACCUUAAGCAAGUCCCUUUGGCUCUGAACCUGAAAAUGUUUAAAUCUGCUGGAUUGGAUCAUUAAUCAAAAAUGUUCCAACCUGAAUACCAAUAGUUAUUUCUUAAAUCUGUAUUUAGUAGGACUGGAUUCCAUUCUGCAGGAAUUUGGACACCUCCAUUUUUUCCUUCUGAAUCAGGAGGGUGUGAAAUUUCCUGUCAGAUUAAAUUUCUGUUAUAUAUUGUUCCAAGCCCAUUGCAACAUUUCAUUUUGAUAAUGAUACUAUAUAUAUAUAUAUAUAUAUAUACACAUACACACACACAG
Molecule: messenger RNA, 3291 nt
Organism: Alligator sinensis (Chinese alligator)
Lineage: Eukaryota; Metazoa; Chordata; Crocodylia; Alligatoridae
Gene: NKAIN2
Product: sodium/potassium transporting ATPase interacting 2
Exons: 7
Coding region: 57-656 (199 amino acids)
Biological process (GO): regulation of sodium ion transport
Source: RefSeq, a predicted model, not a curated record